Molecule: messenger RNA, 1535 nt
Organism: Mollisia scopiformis
Lineage: Eukaryota; Fungi; Ascomycota; Leotiomycetes; Helotiales; Mollisiaceae
Exons: 1
Coding region: 241-1485 (414 amino acids)
Biological process (GO): mitochondrion organization; phospholipid transport
Cellular component (GO): ERMES complex
Molecular function (GO): lipid binding
Source: RefSeq, a predicted model, not a curated record
GCGAGAUGGGGAGUUUCUUAGUGCUGCUGCUUUAGUCUGGUGCGGUCGCCGCAUUUAUGGUUUGAUGCGAAAGACUGACUGAUACACAUGAUCGAGCCGGGAAGAAUACCAACAACUAAUUCUUCUAUUACGUACAUGAUUCAACGAUAAAGUUGUACAAAGUUGUAAAAUCUUUGACGUUUCUAGAUGCUUGUCUGCAAUUCCUGCGAUAUACUCAGGUGAUCCAUAGGCAGAUUCCAGAUGUCCAUCGAUCUCCUCAAUUGGGACACCCUCACAACAGGGCCUGAUGGGGAUGCGCUAGCUGAAAAGAUUCGAAACUUCAUCCAUGAAAAAUUCCAGACGGUGACUCUCCCACGUUUCAUCAAGAGUGUCAAGGUGCACGAGUUUGGAUUUGGCUCCAUCGCUCCAGAAGUUGAGAUCAAAGAUAUAUGCGAUCCUCUACCAGACUUUUACGAGGAGACUGAAGAUGAUUACGGCGGAGAAGACGACUAUGAGGAGGCCGAGGAUGACGGCAGGUCAAAAAAUACAGAUCACGAGACCUUACGAGAAAGACGAAGGAUGGACCGUCUCGAGAGAACAAACGGCUCAUCACAAAGCUCUCAUCCUCCAGCAUAUAUCGAUACUAAGACACUCGGUAUGAGGCCAAUGCAGUUUCCAAAUGAUGUUGGAAGUCCAUUUCUUGGUGUUAGCACCCCAGGCAUACCUGGGGGAACAUCGAAUCUUCAUUACUUUCACUCUCAAUUAGCUACUGGCCUGUCUGGUACGCAAACACCUUUGGCUGCCGUCGCUGGCGCACAUUACCCCAAUGGAUGGCCAGAUUACGCAAACAUGUCCUCCUCGAAUGGAUUGGGCCAUCGACAUACACCUAGCGGAAGCUCCUUGUCGCCUCCACCUACCGCAGAUGCUGCCCAAAGAUCUCUCCGCGAGAAGGCAAGCGUCUCAACAUUAGCAACAUCAAAUUCGACAACGAGACCAAAGACAAGUGAGGGUUUCGUUGAGCCUCCAAUCGAGGAAGAGCCAACCUCACCACCACGACGUUUUCGAGAACCUCGCAUCGAAGACCUGCAGACAAUCUUUCGAGUACGCUAUUCAGGAGAUGUCAAGCUUUCGCUCACUGCUGAGAUCCUGCUAGACUAUCCAAUGCCAAGUUUUGUCGGUAUACCAGUCAAGCUGAAUAUCACAGGCUUGUCUUUUGACGGAGUUGCAGUCUUGGCAUAUAUUAGGAAGAGAGCACAUUUCUGUUUUCUCUCACCUGAAGACGCUUAUGCAGCUAUUGGAGCAGAGGAUGAAGCAGAACACAACUCUGGCAUAAAAAUGGGUGGGCUCCUCCAUGAGAUCAAAGUUGAGAGUGAGAUUGGACAGAGAGAAAAUGGGAAACAGGUUCUCAAAAAUGUAGGGAAGGUGGAAAAGUUUGUCCUUGAGCAGGUUAGGAGAAUCUUUGAGGACGAGUUCGUGUAUCCAAGUUUCUGGACAUUCUUGGUUUAGAUGCAUAAGCACCGCUCUACUCAAUUGCUUGUAUGGCAUAAAUUAAAGAU